AUGCCUGGAGAACCUCAGCCAGCUCAAAAGCGCCCACGCCUCCCCUUCAAACCUCCUAGUCGCACGACUAGCGCGGCACCAUCCAGCUCCGCGCCAAAGGCCAAAGGGAAGGCAAAACAAACCAGCACAAAAGCCUCCACAUCCACAACCGUGCCCAAAACAAAAAGCAAACCCACUCAGGGCAAGUCCACAACCCAGAGAAAAUCCGUGAGCAUCGGGAAACGGCCCCGACCCGAGUCUCCGGUAGCCAAUGUCAAUGCCAAUGCCGCCUCCGAAUCCGAAUCCGAAUCCAACUCCAAUGAAUCAAGCCGCAGUCGUUUACGGUCACUCUCUCAGGAGCCGGACUAUAUUCUUGCUGAAAUCAUAACUACAAAUCAAACAGAAGACGUCACGUCCAGCGACCCCAAAAUACCUUCAAAACUGCUUACGCGCUUGUUGCAUCAGCAUUUCCAGAAUGAGAAGACCAAGGUUGCAAAAGAUGCUAAUAGUGUUGUUGCCAAGUAUGUUGAUGUAUUUGUGAGGGAAGCCAUCGCCCGAGCUGCAUAUGAGAGGGCCGAGUCAGAUGGAAAUACUGGGAGCAGGGGCCUUGGGGACGGGUUCCUCGAGGUUGAGGAUCUUGAAAAAAUGGCGCCGCAGCUUACGAUGGAUUUCUAA
Penicillium griseofulvum is the source of this 654-nucleotide messenger RNA. RefSeq names its product CENP-X/MHF2 family protein. The record is from RefSeq and is a predicted model, not a curated record. The transcript is spliced from 2 exons. The coding region runs from base 1 to 654 and encodes 217 amino acids. NCBI's taxonomy places the organism in Eukaryota, Fungi, Ascomycota, Eurotiomycetes, Eurotiales, Aspergillaceae. Gene Ontology annotation, cellular component: FANCM-MHF complex; Fanconi anaemia nuclear complex. Gene Ontology annotation, biological process: DNA repair; resolution of meiotic recombination intermediates; replication fork processing.